This is a messenger RNA of Astyanax mexicanus (Mexican tetra), 3018 nucleotides long. RefSeq names its product solute carrier family 2 member 9, like 2 (gene slc2a9l2). Lineage: Eukaryota; Metazoa; Chordata; Actinopteri; Characiformes; Acestrorhamphidae. The coding region runs from base 90 to 1730 and encodes 546 amino acids. Gene Ontology annotation, biological process: monosaccharide transmembrane transport. Gene Ontology annotation, molecular function: hexose transmembrane transporter activity. The transcript is spliced from 13 exons. The record is from RefSeq and is a predicted model, not a curated record. Gene Ontology annotation, cellular component: membrane.
GUUAAUGAUUUAGUAAGAGAGAGAGUCAUUCAGAACUUUUGCUCUCUCACUUCUUUCGUCUCUCUCUCCGGGGUUCCUGAGCUUCUAUAAUGGAGAAGAAGAUCCAGGAAAGCCCAGACAGUGACCGCAAACCUCCACCAUCAAAACAGCGUUUGACGGGCUGUCUCCUGAGUGCUGCGUUUUUCGGGGCUCUUGGCUCCUCCUUCCUGUAUGGAUACAACCUGUCUGUGGUCAACGCUCCCACCAAGGAUAUAAAGGCGUUCUAUAACAGGACGUGGUUGAGCCGGUAUGGCGAGGCGGCUGCAGUGGAGACUCUCACUCUGCUCUGGUCCGUCACCGUCUCCAUCUUUGCGAUCGGUGGCCUGGUGGGGGCGCUCACCGUCUCCUUCCUCAUCAAAGUGCUGGGCAGGAAAGGAACUCUUCUGGCUAACAACAGUCUGGCCAUUAUUGCUGCGCUCCUAUUGGCUCUGGGAGAGAAAGCCGGAUCGUUUGAGAUGCUCAUUAUUGGACGCUUCAUCAUUGGCAUGGAUUCAGGUAUAUCUCUCAGUGUUCUGCCGAUGUAUCUGGGGGAGAUUUCUCCGCGGGAAUGGCGCGGAUCCAUCGGUCAGUUUAACGCAGUCUUCAUCUGCCUCGGGGUUUUUAUCGGGCAGCUGCUCGGCCUGCCUGAGAUAUUCGGACACGUGGACAGGUGGAACUGGUUGUUUGGGUUCCUGGCGGUUCCUGCGGUUCUGCAGUUGUGUGUUCUGCCGUUUCUGCCGGAGAGUCCGCGGUAUCUGCUGAUGGAGCGCCGAGACGAGGCUCGAGCUGAAAAAGCGUUUCAGGCGUUUCUGGGGAAGGUGGAUGUGUCGGUGGAGCUGGAGGAGGUUCAUGCUGAGGGUCGGGCUCAGAUCACGGUUCAGGCGGCGUCAGCGGUGGAUCUGUUCAGGAACCGAGCCGUACGCUGGCAGAUCAUCACCGUCAUCAUCACCAUGGCCUGUUACCAACUGUGCGGCCUGAACGCAAUCUGGUAUUACACUAACGGUAUAUUUGAAGCUGCUGGAUUUGAGAAGUCUACGAUUCCCUACAUCACGCUCAGCACCGGAGGCAUCGAGACGCUGGCCGCCGUCAUAUCGGGUUUGGUGAUUGAACGUGUAGGAAGGAAGCCGCUGUUGAUUUUCGGUUUCUCAGCGAUGGCGGUGUGUUUUAGUCUCCUCACCAUCUUCCUCCAUUUCCAGGACAGGUAUGUCUGGAUGCCGUACCUGAGCUUCGUCUCCAUCCUCGCUGUGAUCGCUUCAUUCUGCUCCGGCCCAGGAGGGAUACCCUUCGUUUUGACGGGUGAGUUGUUUGAACAGUCGUAUCGUCCAGCUGCGUUUAUGGUCGCUGGAGUCGUGAACUGGCUCUCGAACUUCGCCGUCGGACUCCUCUUCCCCUUCAUACAGGAGGCUCUCCAGACCUUUGCGUUCAUGGUGUUUGUGGUGGUGUGUGUUCUGGGAGCCGUGUAUCUGCUGCUGGUUCUCCCCGAGACCAAGAAUAAGACGUUUGUUGAGAUCAGCCGGAGCUUCGCCAAGAUCAACAAGGUCCAGCAGAGCAGCGACCGAGAGAUGGAGGACGUCCUCGCCGUUAAACCGGGACACGCCAGCGAGACCAACGGACUGACCAACAGCACCACCGACCAUCACACCAACCACGCUAACGUCAACCACGCUAACGCGACAGACGCUAACACGGUGGAGAUGGAGAGUUCCUUCUGAUCUGAAAUCUGUGUUCUCUAUAAGAACAGGGUUCUGCUGUUUGUCCUCCUCAGACCUUCAGAUCCGUCUCAUCUCCUGCAGUGAAGACUCGUCUCAGACCCGCACACCAGUUUCACCAAUUUUAUAUCUAAUUACUAACGUUUUAGUUAAUAGACAUUUAAUAUCACAAUUAGUUUUACCUUAAAUAAAAAACAAACAAAAGUCUGUUUUAUGUUAAAUUAAAUAUUUCCAAAUAUUACUCAACUACUCUGAGCUAACGUAACAUUUUCAGCCACAUGUUUAUUUAAAUUGGAUCUUUAAGUUUGUGAAACUCACCGUCAGUGUGUAGUCAUUCCUCACACAAGUACCGUAAGUAAACCUGUAGAUGAUAUUUUAUCACGAACCGUAUGGCCUCAGUGUUGUAACCAUAAUUACUGUUUUAUUUCAACAAAAUCAAUAAGAAAGCUAAAUACGAAUCUGUUUUUUAACCAAAUUAUUGUGCUGAAAACAAAACAUAAUUUAAAUUAACUCACAGUUUAGACAACUUGUUUCCUCAAACAAGUAAAUUCAGCUUAUCCAGACUUACAGUUUACAUCUGUUUAAAUCUUACUGUAAAGAGAAUUUAGUUCAUUUUAAAUACAUUUCUUAACUUAAUCUUUUUGUAACCCUUUCAAAUCACUGAGCAGAUUUAUAGAAGUAUUUUAGAUUACACCAGCAGGAGGCGCUCAUCUCUUCAGGGAGACUUUAACUGUUCAGAUUACUUUUUAUGUUAAUAAAACUCUACAUUAAUAUAAAUAAUAAAUAUGGUUAUAUAACCCCUGCAUUCUGAAAUCAAGCAAUACUGAUAUAAAUUACAGCAGAUAGAUAACAGAGUUUUUAUACUGUAUCAUCACUGCUUUAAUCAUAAUAAUAAUAAUAUCUCUAAAUAUUCAGUCUUGUUUUCAGGAUCUCAGGAGGAUUUAGUGCUGAAAACACUUUAUUAUCUCAGAACAGCAGCGGAACCGUUUUUAGGGUUUAGAACAUAUCCAGAUCUCUUUACUCUCCAAACGCUUUACUGUGUUCUGGGUUUAAUAAUUAAAAUGGUUCUUUAAGUUAAAGAACUGCUUCCUUUAAUAAUUACCCUUUAUUGAACAGUGUUCUUUAAUAAUAAUCUCUUUUUCUUUUUGAUUUCUUGGGAAAAUUUUUGUAAUAUUUUUCUAUCGAUUUGUAAGAUUUGCUACAAUUAGUUUGAAGUGAGAGUGUGAUGUAAUAAGUUUUGGGAGAAUUCAUCUUGUUUUUGCCAUAAAACUGCAAUAAAGAGCCAGACUGA